AUGUUCGUCCCCAAAACAGCAGCCUCAUCGCGCAACACGCGCAGGCGCCAGAGAAGCUCCGAGGACUCUGCCAAAGCGCCCAAAGCCAAGCGACAGCGCUCAGUAUUGCGCCAAUCGGGAGAUACUCAAGUCGCAAGCUUGAACCACGCAUCACGCGAGCUAGCGGAGCCUUCAAUUUUAGCUCCGUCCUCCGAUCUUGACAUGAUUACGAACCCGGUUGGUAUCGAAUCGCAGCUACCUUUCCGAGGCGCGAAACCAGCUGAAGAGCCCCUUCUCAAUGAGGAGGGGGGCACGGUGCUGCUGUCCAGCACCGAUUACUAUACCGUUGAACAGCUACCGGCUCUGCCAGAUCAAAUUCGGGGAUCACUCUCAGAGCCUAUCAAGUGUUUCUUCUCGCCUACACAUCGCUACGCGCUUGCCCUGACACCUACACACGCAAUUAUCUGGCCAUAUUCUGUGGCAAGCUCAACACCAUCAACAUCGGAAACUUUCACUGUUUCAAUCCCAGAAUCAUGUCGAGAUGUACAUGGUGCCGUUCCGCUUGGCGCCCUGAUCACAACUACCCCAGGAGGUCAUCCCGGGCUACUUGUUGUCAUACCGUCCACCGGAAAGAUGAUUUACUGGGAAACCGUCUCAAGUGCAGCCUCGUUAGGGCUCUCAAGGCAGAAGCAGAAUGGAGUGCAAGGAUCUACACCCGGUCUUUUCUCCGGCGAAUAUGCCACUGAGAUUAUGAGCUGUGAGCCGUCUGGGAUCAUCGUUGUUUUCUCUUCCGGUCGAGUCGCACACGUCACACUGAGAGAUCCUCAAGGGAAGCCUUCUGUACUGGUCCACUUCUUGAGCACAUCCGGCGGCGGUGCAGCAGCAGGAUUCUUUGGUGGACUGAAGAGCGUCCUCAGUGGCGGUUAUUGGAGAAAAGAGGUAACUGCAGUUCGCGCAGGCGCCUCACGCCAGAGAGGACAGCGAGAUGUGCUAGUCGCGACUUCUACAGGCGAGGUCGAAAUUUGGGACACCCAUUGGAAUCAUGGCAAUGCGCUGAAGAAGAAAUUUGAUCUCAAGGGACCGGUUACAGCUGCGAUUCCUCAAGAUUAUGUGGCAAUGCCAGGAGACACAGAAUUGAAGGUCCUUGACUUUGCACUCUCCGAGCAACAGCUUGCUGACGAAUCUGAUGAAUCCUGGCGACUUUAUGUUGUCAUCAGUACCCCUGAGCUCUUGGACGCCAAAAAAUUAUUGAUCGCACAAGUCCACCUCUCAAACACCAACAUUCGUGUGCUCUCAACACAUGCCAUCGACAUUUCGACUUUGCCGCCUGCACACGGAAACCUGAAGCCAAUGUUGCGUGUUUCGAAGGGAGAGAGUACUGCCUUUCUCCUGCUCGGACAAUCUCUUAUCAUUCUUUCCUUAACGAGCACCGAGGAGUCGCCUAGCUCUCAACUUCUCUUGGAAUCCCAUCAAAUCCCUCUGCCAUUCCAGGAUGUCGUUCAUUUCCGCACAGGGAAAGAAUAUGAAAUUCUGGGGCACGGCUUGGAGAACCUGACAGAUGAUGAAAGCUCUGCAGCUUGUAUCAUGAUGGUUCGGAAUUUCGGUGCUGUGCGAGUAAAUGUUGUGCCCCGAUUCCCGUCAGCGCUGGAAGCGGAUGAGGGUCAAGUCACCGCGAAGCACAAGAUAGAACAAGCUAUUUUCUUCGGUACCAUGGCAAAGAAUCCAUUGAAUUUGCUUGACAACAGCGGUCUCAACUUCUCUGCUUCUGAGAUCGAGCAAGCAGCAUUGGAUAUUUGCAGGGAGCUUCUUCAUUCAGAGACUCGUUUUAUCCCGACUUCUGCCAUUUCAAUUGAUCAGAAUCUCAGACUGCGAGCCAAGGCACUCGGGGAUCUCGCUGCUCUGCUGUUGCGAAAGGGAAAUCCGUUGAGUCGUGCUGCGCGCUGGGAACUUCUUUGGGGAGCAGAGAAACUUGCCGCGCAGCGAGCCAUGUGGAAGCUCGAGGAGUCACGCAAAGGCAAAAGUGAUGAGGGAUUCCUCAGUCAUGUCAUCGAUUCAUUGAAUGACAAAUUCAAGACGCUCCCUAGCAGUGCACACAUAGAAGCAGACGGACUGCGCCUCUGGUUCCUGAAAGAUACCUAUCGUAUGGAGCACGUCAUCCCAGGAAUCAAGAAUGCCAUCAAACCUCGAAAAGGAACGUCCUCCAAGCAAGCGCGGAAGCUCUCCGAACAAAUAUUGCAGGCUAGUGAAUUGUUCUUGGCGAUCAUCGAGACAGCUUAUCGCUAUCGAGACGAGCACGUGUCAUUGUAUGGGUUGGGGAGCGACUUUGUUGAGGAUGGUGUCCUUGCCGACGGGUACGAGACCCUGCCGGAAUUCUGGACGUCGCGAUCAAUGGGAUACGCUGAAGCUGGACAUCUCCUUGAUUGGGAGUUAGACAGCUGCCGAGCUUGGAUUCGCCAAAAGACUUCAAGUCCGGACGCACCCGAUGGUCAAGUCUUGAAGAAAAUUGCCGAGAAUAGCGCGCGCCACUUGCGGGCCCUGGGUCAGAUGCACCGUGAGCGGACACGCUGGCUAAAUGCCCAGGAGGAUUCGAAAGCGACAGACGAAAGUGUGGCGAUUGAACAAAGUCACGUUAAGGAACGGAAAUGGCAACUUUUCAAGCUUGCGGGCAUCGGUCACCUGCAGGAUGCUUUGAGUCUUGCUGAGCGCUUCCGUGACAUGGGCGCUUUGGUUGAGCUCAUCAUUGAAUUGCAGGAUCAGGUGAAGGGACAAUCGGGCUCAGAAUCAUUACUCGAGUCUCCAGCUGUCGCCACCACCGAAGCAGAUGUUGCGCAUCGAAUUUCGCAAUAUUUCGACAAGUUCGGGGAGCCUUGGGCGGAUGCAUACUUCUCGCGACAGAUCUCAAUGGGUCAUCCGGGUGCUCUUCUUUCCAUGCGCAAAUAUCAGCCUUCCGUCACCCGAUUUCUACGAAAGUCACCUGCGUACUCCAAAUUAAGUUGGAUCAACGAUGUGACUGGCGAGCAAGAUUACGAGACUGCUGCAGUCUGCUUGGAAAGCUUGACACUCAACGGCGACGAGGAGUUGUGGAGUCACCGGGUCCAAUUGUCUAUAGCCAAGCUAAGCAAACUUGCCACUGCGGAGAAGAAGGGCCCGCAAGCUGCCACUGCUUCCGUCAAGGAGGAUAUCAAACGGUUGGAUGAUGCCAAUGAGAUUGACGAGACUCAGGACUCGCUCCACACAUACAUCAAAUCCUUCUGUGAGGAUGCGAUCGAUCGGAGAGCCGCGGCAGACCUUGCUCUGGGCUACUUCGGCAGCCAUCUUGAGACCGACCGCCCCGCUCUUUACAAAGUUAUGGACGAUGCCCUGCUUACGCUGUUUGACCGACGCGUCCUUGGACCAGACCGACUGAUCGAUCUUUUGACACUGUUGGGCCCACUGCACCAGGAAGAAGAAAUGGAAAUCGAUCUGGGGGGCCGAGAAUUUUUCCUCGCGCUUCGGACCCUCGACCAAAGCCGCUAUGCGCAGCGUGAUCCAUCCUAUGUGUCAGCUGUGCGUAAACUUAUCUGGCGACGUUGUAUGUUGAAGGAUGAUUGGGAAGUAAGGGGUAAAGCUGCCGAAGGCUUGAAUGGGUCGUCAGACGAUUUCGCCUGUGAUACUGCUCUUUCUCAGACCCUUGUCAGGUGCUUGGAUGCGAACGCCACAGGCGGACCCAGUCCUCGGCCACUUGUUACUCCCCUCGCUCCCCUUGAGGCAUUAAUGGCAGAUACAGAAUCUGACAUUCUCGUAUCGCGGUUCCGUCCUGAGCAGCAGGCCCGGGUGGCCGCUGACUUGAAACGGGAAGACGAGCUUUGUCGCCGAUACAUUGAGCACGGCAAGCUUGAUUUCUGGUUCCAGCAUCUCUUGGAUGUCGUCAAGACCAAGGUCGUAUCGGACAAAACUAAGCCUGGUGAGACUGUGGAUGCAGAGACAGUUUAG
Penicillium diatomitis is the source of this 3951-nucleotide messenger RNA. RefSeq names its product putative nuclear pore complex subunit Nup133. Gene Ontology annotation, biological process: transcription-dependent tethering of RNA polymerase II gene DNA at nuclear periphery; poly(A)+ mRNA export from nucleus; protein import into nucleus. The transcript has 4 exons. The record is from RefSeq and is a predicted model, not a curated record. Gene Ontology annotation, cellular component: nuclear pore outer ring. NCBI's taxonomy places the organism in Eukaryota, Fungi, Ascomycota, Eurotiomycetes, Eurotiales, Aspergillaceae. Gene Ontology annotation, molecular function: structural constituent of nuclear pore; protein binding. The coding region runs from base 1 to 3951 and encodes 1316 amino acids.